This is a messenger RNA of Vespula pensylvanica (western yellowjacket), 780 nucleotides long. Its product is annotated as histone H2B. The transcript has a single exon. The coding region runs from base 403 to 774 and encodes 123 amino acids. NCBI's taxonomy places the organism in Eukaryota, Metazoa, Arthropoda, Insecta, Hymenoptera, Vespidae. Gene Ontology annotation, molecular function: protein heterodimerization activity; structural constituent of chromatin; DNA binding. Gene Ontology annotation, cellular component: nucleosome. The record is from RefSeq and is a predicted model, not a curated record.
UAUUUGAUAAUGAUGAUGAUAAUAAUAAUACUUCACACUCUUUGUAUAUGAAUAAUUAAUUAUAUACCGUGUAAAAUAUAAGAAUAAAUGAAAAAUUUAUUUACACGAUAAAACGAGAUAUAAUGUAACAAAGGUAAUUGACAUUAAUACGUUAAACUAAAUAAAUCAUAUUUUUAAUAUGAUUUUCCUGAAUAGACCACUCCUUGCUUCUCCAGACUCGGCCGACCGACCGAUCGAAUCGUUAUCCUUAACCAUCGAGCGAACCAGGGGUAUGUGGGCGUUUUGUUACGGUAUUGGUACGCCGGCGCAGAAUCUACGACAGCAUAAAGAAAACGUAGGAUCCGUGCUCAUAACGAUUCGAACAGUAUUCUGUGCAGGAUCUUCCCGAGUACGAUCUUAAUAAUGCCACCUAAAACCAGUGGAAAAGCUAUGAAAAAAGCUGGAAAAGCGCAAAAGAAUAUUAGUAAGACCGAUAAAAAAAAGAAACGGAAGAGGAAAGAAAGCUAUGCCAUUUAUAUCUACAAAGUACUGAAGCAAGUACAUCCGGAUACUGGAAUAUCCAGUAAGGCUAUGAGCAUCAUGAACAGCUUCGUUAACGAUGUUUUCGAAAGAAUAGCCGCUGAGGCAUCUAGACUGGCACAUUACAACAAGCGAUCGACGAUUACAUCACGGGAGAUCCAAACCGCUGUCAGAUUAUUGUUACCCGGCGAAUUAGCUAAGCACGCUGUAAGUGAAGGUACAAAGGCGGUUACCAAAUACACUAGUUCCAAGUAAUUAUAA